This is a messenger RNA of Vespa velutina, 1787 nucleotides long. It is a transcript of the gene Mulk, whose product is annotated as acylglycerol kinase, mitochondrial. The transcript is spliced from 9 exons. The record is from RefSeq and is a predicted model, not a curated record. Gene Ontology annotation, cellular component: TIM22 mitochondrial import inner membrane insertion complex; mitochondrion. Gene Ontology annotation, molecular function: ceramide kinase activity; ATP-dependent diacylglycerol kinase activity; acylglycerol kinase activity. The coding region runs from base 450 to 1772 and encodes 440 amino acids. Lineage: Eukaryota; Metazoa; Arthropoda; Insecta; Hymenoptera; Vespidae. Gene Ontology annotation, biological process: protein insertion into mitochondrial inner membrane; ceramide biosynthetic process.
CGAAAGAUACGAAAGUUAAUUCGUUUUGAAUUCGGAGAGAUAAUAUAGAUAAUUAACUAAUAAUAAUUUCAAGAUAACAAUCAAACAAUGAUGGAAUUCGAAAUACACAGAGCAAACCGGAAAGUAACGAAGAUUUAUACACGUAGGCGUGUUCAUUUUGCAGUGUGGGUAGACACCAUCUUCCAAUAUAUGUAUACGCAUAAACAUGCGCGCAUCACAAGCGUAGGAGUAAGCGUAAGCUUCACACGCGUAGGAUCGUCGAAAGAGCCUUGACCGUUUCCAAAUGCCUCCAGGAGCGGAGCUGCUACUACCUGCCCAGACUAAGAGCUAUAUCGUGACGUUAAUAUCAAGUCUUUUCUUGGCAAGACGCGAUUAAUGUUAAUUUUCAUCGAACAGGGACUAGGCCAUGGCCAAGAAGAGGUGAUCUCCGUUUUUUUACAAAUUCAAAAAUGGCUAGAAUGCUGAAAUUUCUUCAGACAAUAAGAAAUAAUUGGAAAAAAUCGACAUUUGGUGCUGUUGCAUUAUCAUAUGGAGUCUCAUACAGUAAAGAAUCAUAUGACACCCAACAGUUGAUGAGACAAUAUUGUGAAGAUAUAGUAAAAUAUGGAGAUGAACCUUGUCCUACAACCAUGAAACCUCGUCAUGUUACAGUUAUAUUAAAUCCUGCUGCUAAAAACAGAAAAGCGACAAAAUUAUUUAAAGAUUACUGCGAGCCAUUAUUACAUUUAGCUGGAAUUGCAGUAACAAUUGUGCAAACGGAAUCAACAAGUCAUACGCGUAGUGUAGUGGAGAAUUUAGAUACUCCAACUGAUGCUAUAAUUGUAGCAGGAGGAGAUGGUACUUUAUCUGACGUUAUAACUGGUAUAAUGAGAAGAUACAAACACAAUCUUCAUUCUGUCAAACAAUGUCCAAUUGGUGUUUUACCAUUAGGAGAAACAAAUACUGUUUCUUGUGCUUUAAAUCCUUGGCGCUUUGAUGAUUUACUUGAAGUACGUGAAAUGACAGAGGCUACAAUGACUAUUAUAAAAGGCAAUCAUAAGUUUAUAGAUAUUAUUGAAGUUUAUUCACUUAAAGAAAAUCCUGAAAAUGAAUUAAAACCAGUUUAUGCAGCUGGAACAAUAGAAUGGGGUGCUUGGCAAGAUGCAUAUAUACAAAGAAAUAAGUAUUUGCUUGGAAAAACUUUAAGAAAAUAUGCAACUUACAUAUUUAAUGGUUACAAAGAUAAUUUAAAUUGGAAUUGCAAUGGAUUGUUAAGAUAUACUAAACCUUGUACAGGUUGCUCACAUUGUUAUAAAAAUUCAAAUAUUGAUCAAUCUACACAUACAAAUAAAAGAUGGUGGCAUGCAUUUGUGCCAAAAAAAGCAACAUUUACAUCAGACAUGGUAAUUGACUACAGCAAAAUAACAAAUGAAAAUUGUGGCGUUUUUUAUGAAAUUCCUAUUUCAACAACUGAUUUAUAUAUAAAAACUUCAACUAUAGAUAACGCCGAACUUCACAACCAUUCUUCGUUAAAAAUACAAUUAGGUCCAAAAGAUAUAGAUUAUAUAUCAUUUGUUAAUGAAGGUUGGAGGAGAAUAAAUGGAAGUAGAACCUUAAUAAAUUCCUCAUUUGAAGCAAAGGAUAUUGAAUUGUAUCCUGAAAAGAAUGAUGAACGAGUAUUUUAUAUUGAUAACGAAGAAUUCGAAUUAACGGCAAUUAGAAUGAAAUUACUUCCGCAAUGUAUAAAAAUAUUUUGUUCUGAUAAGAAAAAUAUCAAUACACUAAAUAGAUAAUACUGCUAAUAUAAA